AUCAAAAGUAGAUACCUAUAUCCAAAGGUCCUGGCUUAUGGCAUCGUAUAAUCGGAAGGCUGAUAGCCAAUGGGCUGGUCCAAAUAUGGGCUUCUGGAUUAAGCCCAUUUUGUCUCUUUAACAGAAAACAGACUGCUCCUUCGGUACGCGCGUCAUUUUUUACUUAAGAAAAAUAGGUUGUUAUUGUUAUCGGAGUGUUUUCAACCACCGGAAUCCAUUCCGAUCGCCUUCCCGCUUCUGGGACUGUGAGAGGGAAUUUUAUCUACAAUUACGUCUCACCGGCUACCGUGCGAAUUGAAAGUUCACCGUAUUUGAAUUUUCAUAUAUUGUAUUCUUCCUUCUGCUGAAAUCCGUCUAGAAAUCUAAAGCUUUCUUGGCUUUGAAGUGUUUUCACUGAUCUCGGUUGGAUCCAACGCAGCCCAGUAACGUAUUUUCCCAUUGGCCCUAUUCGAGAGCGCUUUUAGGGUUUCGUGUGGAACCCUAUAUCUCAAUGGCUGUUUCCGGCUUCUCGUCUUAUAGAGAUCGGACGUCCGAAUUUCGUUCGCUAUCGGAGAGAUUGAAGAAGAUCGAAGGAAUUGCAACUGUUAAUGGAACCACGACUCAUCUUGAGGCGUCAAAAGCCUCUGCCUCAAUCUCAUCUCUAUCUGAAUUCAGAAAAAAGGCAUCAAGAAUUGCUUUGGGUAUUCACGAAACUUCUCAGAAGAUCUCCAAGCUUGCAAAAUUGGCAAAAAGGUCAUCUAUUUUUGAUGAUCCAGUCAUGGAAAUACAAGAACUUACUGCCUUGAUAAAAGAUGAUAUUACAGCAAUGAAUAUAGCACUUUCAGAUUUGCAAACCCUUCAAAACUUGGAAAUAACUGACGGAAACUGUUCCAAGGAUAGGGUUGUUCAUGCAACUACUGUUUGUGAUGACCUGAAGAACAAACUUAUGGGAACUACAAAACAGUUUCAGGAUGUAUUAACCACAAGAACAGAGAACAUUAAAGCUCAUGAAAAUAGGAGACAAAUGUUCACAAAUUCAUCAAGAGAGAACCCCUUUUUGCAACAUCCAAAGACAGUGACUGAACCACCACCUUGGUCAAAUACAUCUAAUGCAUCUACCAUUUUGCCGCCAUCAAAAAUGCCCUCAAAUGGAGUUCAAAGUGGCAACCAAUUAAGGCGAAGGUUAGCUGUUGACAGUACUCCAUCCCACCAUGUGGAGGCAUCCUUGUUACAACAGGUUGUUCCACGACAAGAGAACUACACACAAAGCCGAGCACUUGCUCUUCAAAAUGUGGAGUCUACAAUUUCUGAACUCAGUGGAAUAUUUACACACUUGGCAACAAUGGUUGCUCAACAAGGAGAACUUGCCAUCAGGAUUGAUGAUAACAUGGAUGAAUCUUUGGCAAACGUGGAAGGUGCUCGCAAUGCUCUUUUAAGGCAUUUGAAUCAGAUAUCAUCAAACAGGUGGCUUUUAAUCAAGAUAUUUGCCAUUCUGAUCUUUUUCCUGAUGGUUUUCAUCUUCUUUGUGAUAUAGUUACUGAAAAGGAGUUGGGUUUCCCUGAUGGUUUGAAUUACAGUUUAUCUAUGCCCAAUUCUUGUCCAUGGCCUGGUUGUCAAAUUUUACAUUGCCUCUACAGAGAAGCUGGGUUGCCUUUUAUUCUAAACAAAAAAAAAUCUGGCAUUUCUGUUUGUAAGAUCUGUUGUAAGGUGUCCUUCAAAUGAGUCCAUGGUUUAUUCACAUUGAUUCAAAUUGUAUUGUGUGCUUGAUGCGUUACCACCUGAAUGAAAAAGUCCGUGGUGGUUAUUUAA
Nelumbo nucifera (sacred lotus) is the source of this 1788-nucleotide messenger RNA. It is a transcript of the gene SYP31, whose product is annotated as syntaxin of plants 31. Gene Ontology annotation, biological process: intracellular protein transport; endoplasmic reticulum to Golgi vesicle-mediated transport; vesicle fusion. The record is from RefSeq and is a predicted model, not a curated record. Lineage: Eukaryota; Viridiplantae; Streptophyta; Magnoliopsida; Proteales; Nelumbonaceae. Gene Ontology annotation, molecular function: SNARE binding; SNAP receptor activity. Gene Ontology annotation, cellular component: endomembrane system; Golgi membrane; SNARE complex.